Messenger RNA from Suillus bovinus, 4212 nucleotides. Its product is annotated as hydroxymethylglutaryl-coenzyme A reductase-domain-containing protein. Gene Ontology annotation, molecular function: protein binding; hydroxymethylglutaryl-CoA reductase (NADPH) activity. Gene Ontology annotation, cellular component: peroxisomal membrane; endoplasmic reticulum membrane. Bases 181 to 3948 code for a protein of 1255 amino acids. Lineage: Eukaryota; Fungi; Basidiomycota; Agaricomycetes; Boletales; Suillaceae. Gene Ontology annotation, biological process: isoprenoid biosynthetic process; ergosterol biosynthetic process; coenzyme A metabolic process. The record is from RefSeq and is a predicted model, not a curated record. The transcript is spliced from 8 exons.
CAGCCUUUUCACAAGGCCUCUCAUUCUAUUGAGACUGGCUAAACAAACUGCUGCCCUCACACCAGGCAAUCCAAUCCGACACUUGCUCAUCGCAAUCUUUUGCACGAGCGUGUCGUCCUUCACGCUUCUGACGCGUUAAACUUCUCUCCCAUCCCACCUUUUAGUCUCCAGGUGACAACAAUGCGGUCCAUUCUACAGCCUCUGGCUGGACGCACCGUGUUUGCACCAAUUGAAACAAUCGUCUUCUUCGCCGUCGUCGGAACUCUCGCAUACUUCCAGGUCCUUUCAGCAAUUAAACAUUCGUCAUUCUUCUCCCCAUCCGUUCCUUCAACACUCCGUCCAGCCCAUGCAUUAUUGCGUGACGGCGAGUGGGUUGGCGUCGAUGAAGACUGGUAUUUGAAACGCGUCAAAACUGCUGAUUCGCGUCCUUUGGAAUUACAACAAUUAAUAUUUUCAUUAGAUCCAGCUCAGUCUUCAGCCACAGUCACUGCGGACUCUGCACCUGUCGACCUCGUAUCCUUAUCACAAUCUAUUGAUAAUAUCACGCACCAUAUAGUUCACGAGCUCUCUACUCCAUCAGGCGAGACAUACACGUCGCUAUGCUAUUAUCCAGUGACUGCUGAAUCAUCGCCACCCGCCUCAUGUUUUACCACCGCAUCCCUCCAGACCUCGCGGUCGAAGACGGUCACGCUGUCAUUCGAUGCUGGCACUAGCGAUAUAUUCAUAGACGCGCUGAGCCACCAACCCAGCUUCUCCGCUGAUGAAUUUGGUGUCAAAUACCAAAUAGAGACCCACGUCACGGAGACCAUCGGAGAAAUGAAAGGUGGUAAAUGGAUGGCAUAUGCUGCACGAGCCAUGAUCGUGCGAUUUUGGGAGCUUACCAAGAAAGCGGAUUCACUGGACAUAUUGCUCGUUCUUGUUGGUUAUAUCCUCAUGCACGCGUCAUUCAUUCGCCUGUUCUUCUCAGCUCGUGCACUUGGUUCCAACUUGAAGCUCAGCCUUGCAAUUUUGUCAUCGUCUAUUCUUGCAUUCAUGCUCGCUCUCCCCAUCUCGCAUUACUUUGAGAUUCCUUUGGAUCCCAUUAGUCUCACCGAAGCUCUGCCUUUCUUCGUGUGCACCGUUGGCUUCGACAAGCCCCUCCGUCUUGCGGCUGCCGUAUUUAACCACCCUCAUCUGUUGUCUCCCGUUAAGGAGGGCAGGUGGCGUGGCCAGAUGAAACCCGCUGGCGAGGUAGUCAUGGAAGCUAUCGAAAACAGUGGUAAUGCCAUCUUGCGGGAUUACGCGCUCGAGAUCGCCGUCCUCUCCAUGGGAGCAAAAAGCAAAGUCGGUGGCCUGAAGGAGUUCUGUGCGCUUGCGGCACUCACCCUCACGUUGGAUUGUGUUUUAUUCGGUACCUUUUAUGCCGCGAUGUUGGCAAUUAUGGUUGAGGUUCGGAGGAUUAAAGCUGCUCGUGACAUGACAAGAUCCCGGAGCUCAAACAAUCUGAGUGAACGCAAACCACCAAGUGCCCUCGUACGCUCAUCUCCCCAAGUCCAGGACGCCAGCCUUAGCCGGCAGCUAUCCGAAACCCUAUUGGGUGUCAAGGGUUCUAUGCUUAGACAGAAAAACAGCCCACCGCCGGAAGUUAAGGAAGAGAAUCCCCUUGCACGUCUGAAGCUGCUUCUCAUCGCAUCUUUCCUGACUUUGCACAUUCUCAACUUCGCAACCACGCUCACUCCCGCGACCAUUUCGAGAUACCAAACUCAGACCCUGACUGACUCUGUCAGGGCUGACUUCUCGGUGUCACACAGAGUCGAUAUAACUUCUCCUGCCAUUGCUAGUGUGCUCGCCAACCUUGCCGCUGUCGACGUGACUCUUCGGGUAGAAGCAGAAGCUAACGUGUCCACACCUACCGAUCUUCUUGUCAAGAUUGCCCCACCCCUGUACAUCCGCGUCACGCCACCAGGUCCAGUUCGUCCCCGCGCACUAUUCAGAUCUACCGAGGUGAUCGAGAACUUCAUGACUGGUUGGACAACACUCGUCGGCGACCCCAUUCUAUCAAAAUGGAUCGUCCUUGUCCUCGCUGUCAGUGUCGCACUCAACGGUUAUCUUCUCAAGGGCAUUGCUGAGGGUGCCAUGCGUGGCCUGCAGCCCAACAAUGUGCGCUUCAGGUCGGUCGUUGCCGAGAAACGCGAGAAAGAUGAUGAGGAGAUUGUGACUCCGGGAGUUAGGGCUGCUGGUGGACGCAGACGGUCUUCCUUCGUUGUUGGUGAUUCAAAACCGUCCUCACCGAGUUCUUCAGAUUCCGAGAAGCCCAUUGUCCGUCCCCUUGCUGUCCGCCCUAUGCGUGUCCUUGCACCCAUUGCAAUUCCCGCUACCAGUGGUGUGUCUGCACAUAUGCUUGACAUGAAGCUACGAGCACAAGCUGCACCUGCACCAAGGGAGGACCAGCCGCUUCAGUUCCCUAUCCGGUCGUUGGAGCAGUGCAUCGAGGUGUUUGAGAAUGGGCCUCGUCCUGUGUCGGCUGCUCUUGCGACGCUCAAUGAUGAGGAGGUUGUCAUGCUUGCACAGAACGGCAAGAUUGCGGCAUAUGCCUUGGAGAAGGUGCUUGGUGAUCUAGAGCGGGCUGUGACCAUCCGUCGUGCAUUGAUCUCUCGUGCAACUGACACCAAAUCGCUCGAGUAUUCGGAUGUCCCCAUGCACAACUACGAUUACUCUCGUGUCCUUGGAGCGUGCUGUGAGAACGUUGUCGGUUACAUCCCUAUUCCUCUUGGUAUCGCCGGCCCACUCAACAUCGAUGGCGAGCUCGUCCACAUUCCCAUGGCUACUGCUGAGGGCACACUUGUAGCGUCUACUUCGCGUGGAUGCAAGGCCCUGAAUGCAGGUGGAGGUGUUACAACCGUCCUCACCAACGACGCCAUGACGCGAGGACCUGCAAUCGACUUCCCUUCCAUCAUCAUGGCUGCAGAAGCUAAAGCAUGGAUUGACUCGGAAGAAGGCUUUGAGAUCAUCCGUGAGGCAUUCGAGUCGACGUCGCGUUUCGCGAAGCUUCAGCGCCUCAAGACUGCCAUGGCUGGCCGUACAUUGUUCGUUCGGUUUGCAACACGGACUGGUGACGCUAUGGGCAUGAACAUGAUUUCCAAGGGUACGGAGAAGGCGCUCGAAGUCGUGCAGAAGCAUUUCCCAGAGAUGAUUACACUUGCUUUGUCGGGCAACUACUGCACAGACAAGAAACCUGCUGCCAUCAAUUGGAUUGAGGGACGUGGGAAGAGUGUGGUAGCUGAGGCUGUUAUCCCUGGCAAGGUUGUCAAGAGCGUGUUGAAAACUACGGUUGAGGCGCUCUGCAAUCUCAACACGAAGAAGAACCUGGUCGGCAGUGCUAUGGCGGGCUCGAUUGGUGGCUUCAAUGCCCAUGCUGCAAAUAUCCUGACUGCGAUUUUCUUGGCCACUGGUCAGGACCCUGCGCAGAACGUGGAGAGCUCGAAUUGUAUGACCCUCAUGGAGCCAACGAACGAUGGUGAAGAUCUCCUUAUGACUAUAUCCAUGCCCUCGAUCGAGGUUGGCACUGUUGGUGGAGGUACUGUUCUUGGUCCCCAGGGCUCCGUCCUGGAGAUGCUCGGGAUUAAGGGCGCACAUUCCAUCACUCCCGGCCACAACGCGCAGCGCCUUGCUUGUAUUAUUGCUGCUUCCGUCAUGGCUGGUGAACUCUCUCUCCUCAGUGCUCUUGCUGCCGGUCACCUCGUCCGUGCGCAUCUCGUCCACAACCGCUCCCAAGCCAACACCCCAACGUCGUCACGGCCUGUUACCCCUGGACUCAUUGCCAGCGACAUCGUUUGGGAGCAAAAGACUGCCGAGAAAAGUCUCGGACCACGACCUGAUCCUGUCCUCGCACAUUCAUUAUCGACAACAUCAUUACCCCCGUACACAGCAAACCCGGAGACCGAAACUGAGAUCAAGCCAUCUCAGUAGUAGCAGGACAGUGUUAGCUGGCCGUGCCUCCACUAUACUCACUGUGAUUUCGAGACCUAACGUUUAGCAUUCUUUCGUCUAGACUGUCUUAUACUCAUCUAUAUAUACAUCAAUAUCUUUUCCAAUUGCUUUUGCUCAGCAUUUAGACGGAAAAUAGCUAGUGUCUCUGCCCUUGUAUAUUUGUAGCUAGUUUGGCUUACUCUACGUAGCAAGCUUGUUGACCGCCUCUAUGUUGUGCGCUCAAUGCAUACCUCACGAUCGACU